Messenger RNA from Manihot esculenta (cassava), 1348 nucleotides. RefSeq lists its product as uncharacterized. The transcript has 3 exons. The coding region runs from base 369 to 1193 and encodes 274 amino acids. The record is from RefSeq and is a predicted model, not a curated record. Lineage: Eukaryota; Viridiplantae; Streptophyta; Magnoliopsida; Malpighiales; Euphorbiaceae.
GAAAUUUUCUCGUCCUUCCACUUAUUACAUGUGAACCUUAGCUGUUCCUGAAUUGUCCUGCCCUAACUACUCCUUUUCUUUACACAUUGUUUUGUCUGGUCUUGUUGCACCCUGAUUUUAUUUUCUUUUUGUGGGUUCAACUCUGGGUUUAAUCUUCUUCACAUCAGCCUUUGUUCAUCUCCUGCUUUUGGGAUAAACAUAUUCGAGUAAUUUGAAGAGGUUCUUGAAUUGAAGGUUUUGGCUUGUCAACGCAGAUCUUGACAAACUAAAACUCCAGCAGUGAAUUUCUGCAUCAAGAACCAAGAUACAAUAUCGAAGGUCUUCGAAGGAAUUUGUGUGAUCACUGAUCAGAUAAAUUAAUUGGCAGCAUGGAUAGUGAAAAUGGAUUUGCGUCAAAGAAGCAAACAACAACUUCAGAGGGGACAAAUGAUGAAAAUGUUGUUUUUCCUCAGCACAAAAUUUCCAUGUUUUCAUCAUCAUCCUCAGAAUUUUAUACCCUUGAACAAUUAAAAGAAGCAAAUCUUGAAGUUGUAUCUUCACCAGAAGUUUCAGGUUCAGGUCAGGAGCCUAUGAGAAUAACGAAAUCAUCUGGGGGCUCUGAUCGUAAGAGGAUUCCGUCGUCCCUUUUUGCCAGUAAGCCUGGAACGUCAUUGGAAUGGAGUGUUACUUCAAAUGAAUCACUGUUUAGUAUUCACAUGGGAAAUAACAGCUUCUCAAAUUAUCAAGCUUUCAUGCUAUACAAAUCCGGAGAACUUACCAAGCUCGACGAUAUGCACAAUACCCCACCAAGCUUGCUUCCUGUCCUCGUAGAGCAGACUCUAGAAAAGAAGAUGGAGGAAAUGAACAAGGGCUCAAAAGUGGCAGAAGAAAAACCAGUUGAACCUGCAAAAAUGGAACCUGAAUUCUCAGUCAAUAACAGCAAGACAAUUCCAGAGGAAACUAAGAAAAAUGUCUGUCAGGAAAAGGCCACUCCUGAUGACCUCAGGAACUCAUCCAGCAGGACUCAUUCUUUUCAUUUCCCAGCAUUGGAAACAAAUGGGGCAGGAAAUGUCUCUGUGAAAGUGGUGAUGGAUAAGCAGACUUCAAAGAAGCAGACAAAACAGGAGUCACAACCACAAACGCCUGUAACACCAGCAAAGCCUAAUGGGAAAAGUUGGUUUUCUUGCUUUUCUUGUUGCUCUCUUGGUUGUUGAGAGAACAUUGAUUCUGGGGACGAUUAUUUAAGCAUCUCAAUUGAUCUGUCAAUGGCUCUUUUAUAAUUGUAGAAUCCACAGCUUAAAAAGAUGCGGAUGAUGUCUUACAUAUAGAGGAAUUGCAGAAUCAAGUGAUCUUUGUCCUUCUUGAUUUA